AAUUUUCUUUUGUUGAGACAUUUGCAACAGAAUUACAGUCAUUGUUUGACACUCUGUAAGAAGUGUUAUACAUCUACCGUCAGAAUUAAGACUUGACAUUCUUUUCACUGAUACGUCAAUCAAACCAUGCACUCCAACCUCAGAUUAAUUUUUACGUUAUUGUUUUACCUGUUUACCCGUCGAGCAAUGGCAGCUGGCCUCAAGGUCCUACCACUACUAAGCCCAAACAUAACGAUAAAUUCAUCGGUAACGGGCAACACGUGGAACUAUGACGAGUCUGUCGAAUGGCCAAUUCGUAUCUCAACAUGUGGAGGCAAACACCAAUCUCCCAUCAACAUUGAUCCCCGUAAAGUCCUUGUUGUGAAUUAUCCAAAACUGUCGUUUGGUUUUUACGAUAAGGUGUUUCCCGAAACUGUCACCAAUAACGGCCACACAGUUACGCUUCAGAUUGACACGAGAGAGGAAAAUAAUUAUCUUCCGUAUAUUGAGAACGGAGGAUUGUUGGACCGUUACGUUUUCUAUCAACUUCAUUUCCACUGGGGCAGCAAAAACCAUAAGGGCAGUGAACAUCGUAUAGCCAACAAAAGAUUUCCGGCCGAACUUCACAUGGUUCAUUUCAGUCAGAAAUACGAUAAUUUCACAGAAGCUUCGAAACAUUCAGACGGGCUGGCUGUUCUCGCUGUUCUAAUAGAGAUGGAGAAGAGAGAUAACAUUGCCUUCCGUCAUAUUGAACAUUUUGAUGAAAUUUCACGACCUUCUGCUAAUCGAGGAAACUCUAGCGUAUCGAACCUUACAAAUCCAGUCGCGUUGGAGGAUCUGAUUCCCGACAAUCCAUUCACUUUUUAUCGUUACAACGGAUCGUUAACGACUCCGUUGUGCAACGAAGUUGUCAUAUGGACUGUUUUCGACACCCCAAUAGCUCUCUCUGAACGCCAGAUGAAUGAAUUUAGAAACCUAUUUGACGAGGAAGGUCAUCACCUGACAGAUAAUUUCCGACCUGUACAAUCCAUUCACGAUCGACUGGUAACUUAUCGCAAUAACAAAACGGUUUAACUAAGUUAAUCCGGCAUCCAAAUGGAUAACGCCUAUUAAAUUUGUAUGACAAGUGUAAUUAUCCUCACUAAUCGAUUUGUAAAGACAUGUACCUCCACAACAGAUUUAUAUUUCUUCCAGGAAUACGAAUAAUAAAUGUAAAUUUUGCAUUUUAA
Molecule: messenger RNA, 1208 nt
Organism: Daphnia magna
Lineage: Eukaryota; Metazoa; Arthropoda; Branchiopoda; Diplostraca; Daphniidae
Product: putative carbonic anhydrase 3
Exons: 8
Coding region: 127-1053 (308 amino acids)
Cellular component (GO): plasma membrane
Molecular function (GO): carbonate dehydratase activity; zinc ion binding
Source: RefSeq, a predicted model, not a curated record